Molecule: messenger RNA, 1377 nt
Organism: Rosa rugosa (rugosa rose)
Lineage: Eukaryota; Viridiplantae; Streptophyta; Magnoliopsida; Rosales; Rosaceae
Product: probable protein phosphatase 2C 27
Exons: 2
Coding region: 317-847 (176 amino acids)
Biological process (GO): protein dephosphorylation
Molecular function (GO): protein serine/threonine phosphatase activity
Source: RefSeq, a predicted model, not a curated record
UAACGUCAACACUGAAUCUCCAGAUCUGGUUCGUCUCCUCGCAUCUCCCUCUCUCUCUCUCUUCGCCCAAUUUCCUCCUUCCCCUCACCAUCUAGUCGUGAACUGAAUCGAACAAGAUCAUGGUGGAAGUCGUCGGAGCUGAAGAAGCCAGUGUCAUGGUCAUGGUGGAACAGGAACGUAAUCGUAGACUUGGGCGUGUAUUUCAAUUUAAUUGAUUUGGGUGUAUUUCAAUUUAUUGGAUUUGGGCGUGUUUUGUUGGGAGAUUGUAGGAAUGAAUUCUAAAUUGUUUUGUUGAUGCAGUAGAUCGAAUUUCAAGAUGACUACUUUGUUGAUGCGUUUUCUCAGGUCUUUGCUCGUGGCAAAUGCUGGAGAUUGCAGGGCUAUAUUGUCACGAAAUGGAGCAGCUAUAGAAAUGUCAAAAGAUCAUAGACCCUGCUGCAAAAAAGAAAGGACGCGAAUUGAGUCUUUGGGUGGAUAUGUUGAUGAUGGUUAUCUGAAUGGUCAGUUAGGGGUCACCCGUGCAUUAGGUGAUUGGCAUCUUGAAGGAUUGAAGGAUGAGGGUGAAAGGGGAGGACCCUUGAGUGCUGAACCGGAACUUAAAUUGACAACACUGACCAAGGAUGAUGAAUUUUUUAUCAUUGGUAGUGAUGGAAUAUGGGAUGUGUUCACCAACGAAAAUGCUGUAGACUUUGCUCGAAGGAAACUCCAAGAGCACAAUGAUGUGAAGCUGUGUUGCAAGCAAAUAGUAGAGGAGGCAAUAAAACGAGGCGCAACCGACAAUUUGACACUUGUUAUGGUAGAGUUUCCACUUGGAGCCACCUCCACAUGUGGUGGUAGAAAGGUCUAGAGUCAGACGUAGUAUUUCUGCUGAGGGACUUUAAAAUGUGCAGUUCUUCUUAGAUCGAUAGAUAAACCAGUGUGUUUCAUUUGUUGAUGUUUCUGGUGGUGGGCAAAGGUUAGAAUUGAUCAAUAAGAAGUUCGGCUCCUGUAUAUAUAUCCAGAAUGGGAUUGCGGCCUUGCUUCCUCUAUUUCUGGUGCUUUAGUUGGUUCUACAGAUGAUGAGAAGGAUACAGAAGACAUUCGUAUUACCAAGUUUUGAGAUAACAAUUUGUACACUAUUAGAACAUAAUGGAGAAUUGGAGAUAAACUUUGUGGGAAGAAAUUGUUUUACAUAUCAGAGGUGGCUAAGGCAGUUCUGAGUUGCUUAUAAAUUGUUCUGUAACUGUACUUUUAGCUUUUGAAUUAUGUAUAUACUUUUUCUCUUUCCAAACAUUUGCUGGUUUUCCCUUUUUCUUCUUUUACGUUUCGUAAGGAGUAGCACCGAAUUUACCCAGCUGCUAUGCGUUUGUACACAAAUUCAUCAAAUUGAUACUCAGA